AUGGCUAACAGAGGACCAAGCUAUGGCUUAAGCCGAGAAGUUCAGGAAAAGAUUGAACAGAAAUAUGACCCGGAAUUAGAGUCUAGGCUGGUGAACUGGAUUAUUGUACAGUGUGGAGAACAGAUAGAGCACCCUCCUCCUGGAAGGCAACAUUUUCAGACCUGGCUGAUGGAUGGAACGCUGUUAUGCAAGUUAAUAAACAGUUUACAUCCGAAGGGAAAUGAGCCCAUUGCAAAGAUCUCUGAAUCGAAAAUGGCUUUCAAGCAGAUGGAACAAAUUUCUCAGUUCUUAAAAGCUGCUGAAAUCUACGGAGUAAGAACAACAGAUAUUUUCCAGACAGUGGAUUUAUGGGAAGGGAAGGACAUGGCAGCAGUGCAGAGAACCUUAAUGGCUCUAGGCAGUUUGGCGGUCACCAAGGAUGACGGCUGCUACAAAGGGGAUCCAUCCUGGUUUCACAGGAAAGCACAGCAGAAUCGACGAGGAUUUUCAGAAGAGCAGCUUCGUCAGGGACAGAAUGUAAUAGGCCUUCAGAUGGGCAGCAACAAAGGAGCAUCACAGUCGGGUAUGACAGGCUAUGGAAUGCCAAGGCAGAUUAUCUAA
Molecule: messenger RNA, 600 nt
Organism: Gavia stellata (red-throated loon)
Lineage: Eukaryota; Metazoa; Chordata; Aves; Gaviiformes; Gaviidae
Gene: TAGLN3
Product: transgelin 3
Exons: 4
Coding region: 1-600 (199 amino acids)
Molecular function (GO): protein binding
Source: RefSeq, a predicted model, not a curated record